GUGGGAUACGCCUCAGUCUCUCUUCCUGCCGCCUCUGGACGUGUACUAGUGUUUUACGCUCUAUCAUGUGCACUCGGCGUUCCGUGUUCAGUGUAAAACGGUACUAAUAGUCAUAUCAGUUGAAACAGAUAUAUAAAAGAAGAAUUGUCACUUCAGGUCAUGUCUUGAAAAAAGAAAUACAAAUAGAAAGAAACAUGAUAAACCAUACUUGAGUGAACGAAAUUGGUAUGUCUUUUGAACAGAACAUUGUGUUAGUGUAAACCCGUUCCUCCUGUAGGGUGGACGUACGCUGGAGUUCCUACGUCUCUUACGCGUCCUGGAACGUUACCAUGAUGAAGGCGAGAUCCAGGUACCGGUGGACAGGUGAACUGGCUCACUGACGUUCAGUUGCCGGUUGACGCUGACCGACACAGGGUGCGUGAAGGUGCUCUCGGACGGUUGCUAGUGAGAGAAACUAGUGGUGCACCCAAAGACAUUAACAGUAGGCGAUAGUAGCGAGAUGUGGCAGUGAAGAAGUCACCAAUACUCGAGACAUAUGCUUAUUUAUUACGGAUAGAAACACUCUUUGACUGGAAACAUGUGUUCGGCGGACUUCGGCAUGCUGGACCUCCUGUUUGACAAGGAGGAUCCUUCGUGCAAGGGUUUUGACGGGUUUAGAAACACCCUGUUCAGCAGUUCUGAGAGAUUCAACUCCGAGGACGUGAAGGAGGAGGUCCUCGACUCCGGUACUAUUGACUGGAAGAUGUCUACUGACUGGGACGCGGAUGAGCUCCUGCGGUCGGUUCUGGAUGGAAGUGAUAUGCCAUCAGGUCUGGACAACCCCACCCUGGGGUCUCUGGGCUCCCUGGAGUCCUCGGUCUCCAACCUGAGCACCACCCCACUUACCACUCCCACUCUUGAGGCUCCAGACGACAUGGACUCCUUGGAGAACUUGGUGGGACUUCCGUUCCACGCUGUGCUAGACUCCGGGGCGUCAGACUCCGGCAUGUCCAGCGACUCCUCCCUUGAUCAACAGUUGUCGCCAUUGUCUGGGUACUCUGUGUCGUCUCCGGGCUCCCUGGGCGAGAUGGGGUUAGGUAUGGGGCUGGCGUCUCCAGACCCUGGGCUCGACGCCACCUCCGACGUGUCCUCCUCUAGUGACCUGGGGUCGCUGGGGUCCCUUGGCUGUACUUCCCCACAAAACAGCACCGUCCUGGCGUCUCCCUACAGUCCCGAAGCCAUGCUAGGCAUCGAUGACUUCAUUCACACGGAUUCAGGGUUCUCGUCUCCGGUGCCACAAGCGGUGCCUGACCCCGUGUGUCCUCCGGCGGCCAGUGUGGCGGUCACUGUUGUCAGCACCACCCCCACCUUCAUCACCAGACCCAUCCUCGCUAAGGUCACCUCAGUCUCGGUGCCUUCUACAGUGUCCGUCGUCGCUGCUUCCUCGUCUAUGUCGACGCCGGUGACACAUGUGACCAGUGUGAGUCCCCCGGUGCUCAAGACGGUGACGGUGAGCGCGCCCGCCAGCACGGUGAGCACGGUGGGCGGCCAGACCAUCGUAGUUACCCAAGCUAGCAAGGGCACUACCAACGCCCACUUGGUGCGCAGCGGCACGCUUCUCAAGUCCGGUCAGGCGUCCCGCUCCAUCCUGCUGCCCGUUACUGUGAAGGACCUCAACCAGGUGCGGACCAUCAAGAUCAUUAGCACUGGUGGAACUGGAGGUGUGGGCGGGCGUGGCGUGCGAACCGUUGUCUCCACCGUGCGGACCCCUAGCACAACCACCACCCUCAACAGCCAGUCCAUCCGCAGUGCCAUUCUGGGUGCCGUGAGAAGCCACGACACCAAGUCACUGCUGAAGGGUGGCACCACCACCGUCCUCAGCACUGCACGACCCACCACCACCAUUUCCUCCACUCACACCUCGCCCACGCGUAUCAAGGUAGAACCCAACGACGACGACGACGACGAUGAUGACGACCAACCACACACGGCAUUUCAACAGCUGACGCUUUCUGAUGAGGAGAAGAGGUUGUUGAAGAAAGAAGGAAUCCUGCUACCAUCUCACUACCCUUUGACAAAACAAGAAGAAAGAGAACUGAAACGUAUUAGGCGAAAGAUCCGCAACAAGAUCUCUGCACAAGACUCCCGUAAACGCAAAAAAGAAUACAUUGACGGAUUAGAAGAUAGGGUAAAAGCUUGCACAGAAGAGAACCAGCAACUUCAGAAAAGAAUCCGUACCUUGGAAGCACAAAAUGAGUCGCUUCUGGUACAAAUGCGGCGGUUCCAGAAUGUUGUUACUGGUGGAAGCAAUGGACGCUCCCAAGCACACGCAUCUACUGCUCUAAUGAUGUUGAUACUGUCAGCAGCACUGUUCAUUGUGCCAUCACUACGACAGGAUGGAGCCACUGCAGACAGCGAGCUAUCAUUGCCCGCAUCGAAAAUGCCUUCAGCAGGUCAUUCACGUAGUCUCUUGGAGGCUGGGAAUGGUGCUAUUGUACCCAGUACCCUGGAGGUUUUGGAGGGUGUUGAUGAUGAACUGACCUCUGACUUGGACAAACCUCUGGUGCAAGCCUUAACAGACCAUGACUACACGCCUUCUGCUAAGCGGCAACGCAUGCUGUCAAAGAGCCCUGCCUAUUACAUGCCACCAUUGGAUGAUUUUCCACCACAACAUGGAAAACCAGAUUCUGGGGGAGGGUUUCCGCCGGAUGGUGGGUCCGGUACAAAAUUAUCAGCAAGAAUAAUGGAUACUAUGGUAGACCAUGUAUCCAAUAAUUACUCAGAUCCUGGAGGGAAACGGGACAGCAACUCCCAAGCUGUUGUCGUGAACCUUGGGCAGGGUAGAAAAAGACUGAGAGAUGAUCUUGAGUUAGAGUGAUAACUUUAAAAGUUGGGGUAUAUUCUUAUUUAAUUUGAGGUACAUGUAACCUCAGGUGGAUGAAGCAUAUUUGGCCAAAUUCAAUCCAUAUAUGCUAUCAUGUGUGCUGGGUGGGGGGACCUGCCACAGCCGUAGAUGCUGCCACUACUACCCUAGAAUCCCGUCCUCACCUUGGACAGGACAAGGUUAUCUUAUCUGUACUGGAGACCUUACCAGCAGUGCAAUACAUUUCUUUGCUAAAAUGAUGCAAGUUUGAUAAAUUUAGGCUGGAGGGAAAGGGCAGGCUUCUGCAGACUCGUGGUAUAGUGUAUAAGGUGCACUGUGUGAGUGUGAUUCAUCCCUGUAGUGUAACUAGGGGAACAGCAGGAACCGACCACUGCAGGGCCUCGAGCUGAUGCCCUGCCAAGCUAGAAUGGGAUCAUGGGGGUUUGAUCAUUAUGCCUGAUGGGUUUGCUUUUGCUGUUAAGUUAUUGAAUUUAUAACUUUAGUAAUUUUAUGAGGAUUUUUUUUAUUUAUUUAAGAAGGCACUUAAGAAGUUCAAAUACUUGGACAUUCAAUUUAUUGGACAUUUAUGUUUAUCUUUUUGCUUUCUGUUGGUAACUGUUAAACCAUUUACCAUGUAUUACAGUUUCCUUAAUCUUGAAAGUUUUUUCAAAGAUAAUAUUGCUGGAGCAUCAUUUUUUUUAUAAUAAUGCAUGGCAAAUAUAAUUAUACCUAAAAUAACUUAAAGAAAAUUCUUAAACCUGAUAUAUUUAUUGAUACAUUUAUUAUAAAUUUAAUAUAUUGUUAUCCUUCUUAAUAUGUUUAUAUUUGAAGGUUUUUUCAUAUGAUUAUCAUGUUUUCAAUCAGUAUUCAAGUGCAGAAUGACACUGAAUACAAUGUCUCAUCAUUUUGUUAUGGACCAAUGCAAGUUAUUUCAUCAGUCAUUUCAUUUCAUGCAAGUUUGUCAUUAAAAAAUAAAAUAAAAAAAAUCAUCACUUGACAAGUGCUAUGUGAUCAUGUUUUGUAGAUAAAAAUUAUAAAGUAAUAAAAUAUAUUUUAAGGC
Molecule: messenger RNA, 3902 nt
Organism: Procambarus clarkii (red swamp crayfish)
Lineage: Eukaryota; Metazoa; Arthropoda; Malacostraca; Decapoda; Cambaridae
Biological process (GO): regulation of transcription by RNA polymerase II
Cellular component (GO): nucleus
Molecular function (GO): RNA polymerase II cis-regulatory region sequence-specific DNA binding; DNA-binding transcription factor activity, RNA polymerase II-specific
Source: RefSeq, a predicted model, not a curated record